Ictalurus furcatus (blue catfish) is the source of this 1214-nucleotide messenger RNA. RefSeq lists its product as uncharacterized. Bases 135 to 1058 code for a protein of 307 amino acids. Gene Ontology annotation, biological process: response to bacterium. The transcript has 4 exons. NCBI's taxonomy places the organism in Eukaryota, Metazoa, Chordata, Actinopteri, Siluriformes, Ictaluridae. The record is from RefSeq and is a predicted model, not a curated record.
CCACAACUAGCACAAAAGUACCUCUAUUUAAGACACACUUACUUUUGGCACAUCCUCCCAUAACUUUCUGUUUAUCCAACACAUUUUCUUCAUUUCUUCAGAGGUCACAAACUAUGUGAAGAAACUGAAAAAAAAUGCUGACUGCUGGAUUCAUUUUACUCCUUUGUCCACUUCAUCUUGUCAAAACGCAAACAGAUUUUCAGUCAAACGACAGUCUGGUUUUUGCUAAAGAAGGAGACAGUGUGAACAUUAGUUGCAUUUAUGAAAGCGAUAUGGCCAUGCACUUCUCAUGGUACAAACACAACCUUGGUCAGAAGCCUAAACUCAUCUCUAAUUUCUACAAAUAUGACAAAAAGGCCACAUUCCAUCAUGAAUUCAAGAAUAAUGCUCGUUUUAGCAUGGUGAAUGAGAAAGGCAAAACUAAUCUAGAAAUUAAAGGGUUAGAGCUCUCAGACUCGGCCACAUAUUUCUGUGGAAGUGCUCAUUCCAACAUAGUGGAGUUUGGGGAAGGAACCGAGCUGGUAGUACAAGCUUCACAGCACAGUCUUUCUGUGCUCCAGCAGCCUGUGCAUGAGCUGGCUCAUCCUGGAGGCUCUGUGACUCUGCAUUGUACAGUCAUCACUGAUCGCUGUGCAGGAGAACACAGUGUGUACUGGUUCAGACAUAACUCAGGAGAAUCUCAUCCAGCAGUCAUUUACACUCACGGAGACAGCAAUGGUCGGUGUAAGAAGAACCCUAAAGCUGGUUCUCUUACACGGAUGUGUGUGUACAGUCUGCCCAAGACAAACCUCAGUACCUCUGAUGUUGGAACUUAUCACUGUGCUGUAGCUGCAUGUGGACAGAUACUGUUUGGGAAUGGAACUAAGCUGGAUAUGAUUACAGGUCUGGUUUGCUUUGAAAACCUUCAAACCUUGGUGCUUUUUUCGAUUGUAAGAAGUGUUGUUCUUUUGUGUUGUGUUAUUCUAAUUAUGAUAUACUUUUGUUGGAGCGAAAAAGCAAAGUGUUCUGUUAGAAGGACUACCAAGAAGAAAAAAAAUCUUGCCCAAUUAGAAAAAUAGAAUAGCUGCAGAUUAAUUGCUUAGUGGCAAUUUUUCAACCAAAUUUUAAAGCACUAAAUUAGUUGAUAAAUACAGUAUAUGUUCAUUGUUCAUGUGCAUUUUGUCUUGUCAAUACAAUGCCAACAAAAUUGAUUGGAAUAAAAAACUACCUAACCA